AUUUCAACAUCCAUUGCCAUAGCCACCGCGGCAAGUACACGACCAGACCCAACUCCGAACUGCCUCCUUGAACAUCUCGGCGAGUCCCGGUCUGUAGUCCCAAGAAGAGGAGGGCGAGGAAGAGUCAUUAAAUAGCUCCGGUGGCAGGGAAAGAGAUGUCGUUAUCGGCAGUGAAGCCCGGCGGUUAGCGUUUGCAGAGGCAGAACCAGGAAACAGCAACACCAGCAUCGAAUGCAGAAUCAAAGCUCGUGAUUGGGAGUGGCAAGAAUUACAACAGAGCAGCGACAAGAAAAUAAAGAAAAGCAAAAUGGGAAACUCUCCCCAGAAACAUUAUUAAUCAAAUACAUGCAUAUAUUGGAACACCCACAAGAAGAAGAAGAAGCAUUUUUGUUACUGUGAGAUGCCCAAGAAGAUUAGGAAGCGGCUUUGAGUUCCAUCCGCCAUGAAAGCGAAGCAAGUUCUUGUUUUGGCGGCUCUGGUCUUGUUCUUGAUCCAGUGCGCGGCGGCCCAGCGGAUCACCCUCAACUCCAGCAUCGAGUGGUCGGCAUUGCGCCGGCUACGGUCGUCUCUGGGGCUCCGAGCCCGGGACUGGCCCAUUAAGGCCGACCCGUGCCGGAACUGGACGGGCGUAGAGUGCCGGGACGGGCAGGUCACGGCUAUCAGCGUUUCGGGCCUUGAGAGGACCAGGCUUGGGCGGAUGAACCCCCGUUUCGCGGUGGAUGCUCUCGCCGAUUUGACCCUCCUGGAGACUUUCAACGCUUCCGGGUUCUUGCUUCCCGGGUCAAUACCCGAGAGGUUCGGAUAUGGCCUUCCGGGUCUUCGGGGACUCGAUCUCCGGUCCUGUGCCGUGAACGGCGCCAUCCCAAGUUCACUCGGCCGCUUGAGCAGGCUCACGUAUCUGUAUCUAUCUGAUAAUAGUCUUACCGGCAAUAUUGCUUCCAGUUUGGGGCAGUUAAAUGAGUUGUCGGUUCUUGAUCUUUCUAGGAAUUUCUUGACUGGGUCUAUACCUGCUUCAUUCUCAUUGAUGAGUAACCUUUCUACGCUUGAUAUUUCAUCGAACUUUAUAUCCGGGACGGUACCGGUAGGUUUAGGAUCCAUCUCUAGUCUUCAAGUGCUGAAUCUUUCGGAUAACAGCCUCACGGCAUCAAUUCCUGGUGAGUUGGGUAAUCUAUCUCAGUUGGUAGAGCUUGAUCUCAGCAAGAACUCUUUUUCUGGCUCUUUGCCUGUGGAAUUGGGAGGGUUGAGGAGUUUGAAGGGGAUGAGAAUUGGUGGUAAUGGUUUAGAGGGUCAAUUGCCAGAGGGGUUUUUCUCAGGUCUCGCUCAAUUGGAAGUUGUGGUUCUUCGCGAGAAUAAACUGGACGGAAGAAUUCCUAGUGAAGUAUGGUCCUUGCCUCGGUUGCACUUAAUUGACAUAUCCGCCAACAACUUCACUGGGGAGUUGCCGUACAUUGGUUUGAAUGGCAAUGUCACUCGGGCAAUUUUCAACUUCUCGGAGAACAUGUUAUAUGGGAAUCUCAACUCUUCGAUCAGGUUUUUCAAUUUAACUGAUUUGUCAGGGAACUACUUGCAAGGCAAAGUAAGUGAUGAUAGUCGGAGAAAUGCUACUCUAGAUAGAAACUGCCUGCAGGUUUUGCCGGAUCAAAGGAGUUUAGCGGAUUGUAGGCUUUUUUAUUCUGAGAGAGGCUUACAGUUUGAUGAUUUUGGAGGGGCGGGACGAAACAGAAGAUGGGUGUAUAUACUGAUUGGAGUGUUUGGUGGGCUUGCCUUAAUCGUAGUUAUGGUUGUAAUUCUGGUGCUGCUCCUGAGAAAGUGCAACAAGGGCAUCCCUGAUCAAACAGGCAUUGCCGGUAAAGGGCCUGCUCCACAUGGAGACGGCCAAAUGGUUCCUAAGGAGCCUUCUGAAUUAUCGGGUCUUGGAGAUGUAUUUUCCUUUCAACAGUUGGCCUAUGUGACCAGUGAUUUUAGCGAGAGUAAUCUUAUCAAACAUGGGCACUCUGGGGACCUGUACCAUGGCAUUUUGGAAAAUGGGACCAUUGUCGUCAUUAAAAGAGUUGAUCUGCGUUCAUUCGACAGAGAAUCAUACAUAAGGGAAUUGGAGAUUUUCGGGAAAAUUUCACAUACAAGAUUCGUCCCACUCUUAGGUCACUGCUUUGAGCAUGAGAAUGAGAAACUUUUUGUCUACAAGUACAUGCCUAAUCGAGACUUGGCAAGUUCGUUCUACAGAGCGACUGAUUUAGAGGAUGAGAGUCCGCAAUCUCUUGAUUGGAUUACCCGAUUAAAAAUUGCAAUAGGAGCUGCAGAAGCUCUAUCAUACCUACAUCAUGAAUGUAACCCUCCUCUUGUGCACAGAGAUAUUCAAGUGGGCAGCAUACUUCUCGAUGAUAAAUUUGAAGUGCGAGUUGGAAGCCUGAGUGAGGUUCGUGCCCAAGAUGGGGAUCCUCAUGGCAAUGUUAUUACGAGAUUGCUAAGGAAGCCUCAGACGUCUGAACAGGGCCUUUCUGGAUCCUCAUCAGCUAAUUGCGCUCAUGAUGUGUUCUGUUUCGGAAAAGUCUUACUUGAACUUGUGACGGGCAAGCUUGGCAUCAGCAAAUCGGAUGAUGCCACAACAAGAGAGUGGCUGGAGCACACUCUAUCUUGCAUCAGUGUGCAUGACAAGGAAUUGGUCACAAAGAUCAUGGACCCGUCUCUGAUUGUGGAUGAAGACUUGCUGGAAGAAGUGUGGGCCAUGGCAAUUGUGGCUCGGUCAUGCCUUAACCCUAGGCCUUCGAAACGACCACUCAUGAGAUACGUGCUCAAGGCAUUGGAAAACCCUCUCAAAGUGGUGAGAGAGGACAGCUCCAGCUCGGGGAGGCUGAGAACUGCUUCUUCGAGAAAGUCUUGGCAUGUCGCCUUCUUUGGUAGUUUGAGACAUAGCUCGUCAGACAGCAAUGCCAUUCCCAUGCGAAUCAAUAGCAAUGGGUUCAAGCAAUCGGGGAGAGUAGGCUCUCACAGUAGCGGUGGGAAUGACUUCUCGUCAUCGCACAAGAGAUUAUCCAGCGAGAUUUUCCCCGAACCAAUUGCAAUCAUGGACAUGGAGAGGCUGGAUGGACAUUAAGAAAAGAAGCCUCAUUCCUUCCAGAGAAGAACGGAGCUGAGUUUGCUUAAGCACCCCACUCCUUCAAGGGUCUGUUCUGUUCGUUUUGAAACUAUUUACAGAGGAAACCGACUCUGCCCAACCCUUCUUGAGAUUAUAAUCCACUGAGCUCGACAUAGAUGAGUGUGAGCUCAUUAGUUUGAGUGAGUUCGUAAAGAAAGGCAGAUAGAAUAUGUUUUAGCCCCCAUUCUUCUUGGCUUUUCUGUCCAUACAAGCAGCGAUUUUUCGUGUCAUGAUUUGCUCAUAGUAUAGCUGCCAAAGUAGAUUAGAAAAAUCUGUGAAUGAUAUGGAGAAAUUCAAGUGCCAUAAACUUUGCUUGUGUUAGUCUGUUAAGGGCGUCAGGAAGCCAACUCUGGUGUACCUGAAGAACAUUUUUCCCUCUUCAGGUUUUGCAGUGGACAAGAACAUAUUAGAUAUAGUUUCAGAGA
This is a messenger RNA of Rhodamnia argentea, 3561 nucleotides long. RefSeq names its product probable LRR receptor-like serine/threonine-protein kinase At2g16250. Gene Ontology annotation, biological process: protein phosphorylation. The record is from RefSeq and is a predicted model, not a curated record. Gene Ontology annotation, cellular component: plasma membrane. The transcript is spliced from 5 exons. Gene Ontology annotation, molecular function: protein kinase activity; protein binding; ATP binding. Lineage: Eukaryota; Viridiplantae; Streptophyta; Magnoliopsida; Myrtales; Myrtaceae. Bases 443 to 3094 code for a protein of 883 amino acids.